UGUCUUGAAUGCAGAAGCCGAGUAAAAAAAAUCUUGAAAAGAAUUUUAAUUAAAGAAAAUGAUAAAAAAAAGUGGUUAAAUGUGAUGGAGAAAUCUUAAACUUUGACGACGUGAUGUGUUACACAUUAGUGAAGCUCUUUAGUGAUGAGAUUGAGGCUCAUUACGCUGGUUUUUAAAGCACGUCUUUUUGUGUUAAACCGGAAGGAGGUGUAUUAUAACGCGGUGAAAGAGACUAAACGAGGGGAGGAACGUUCGUGUCAGUGUGGUAGUUUGUGCGGAAAGUCCUUAAGGGAACUCUUUAAUGUCCCAGUUAAUCGAUAAAGUCGGUCCACGCCAUUAUCCGGCAAAGACAGGGCCGAGUUAGUAGUAAUAAAGACUGAUACCGUGAGGCAUCAGAGUGGAAGGGAAGAAACCUGCGUUAAACGCUUCUCACCGGCCGGAAACAGUUUCUCUUGCCAUUUUGGAGUUCAGAACGAUUCGUGUGAAUUUAGUGGAUAUUAUUAUUUUACGCACAAGUGCGUAUGUCACGUGGCCAUUUGCCGGAGUAUAAAGAUGCAGGCACAGAAAUAAUUAAUGAGUGACAGUGGCUUUCAUCAUAAUGAAUGGAAAACCAGGUUUUUACCAGUGAAACGAGAAUGACGACAUUCACCAGCAAAUGGAAACAGUGAAUUAAUUGAAAAUGUUCCGACUGGAGGUGCUCGGUGUUCUCCUGUUGUCGUGCACACAGAUAUUGACACAGCAUCGUGAAUAUUAUGUGCCUUUCAACCAGUAUGGACAUCAGAGGCACGGUCAAAAUUGGGAGGGAACGAGAAUGGCGAAGGAGAUACGAGUUAAACAAGGAAGACUCAGGGGAUACGUAGUGGAACCCACCGCUAAUCCACAGCAGCUGGUCGAUGUAUUUCUCGGUGUACCUUACGCUGAACCGCCAGUGGGGCUCUUUAGAUUCUCACCACCGCGUUCACCGCAGCCCUGGCGUGACGUCAGAAUUGCUAAGGAAUUUGCUCCUGUUUGCCCCCAAGUGCUGCCGGAUCUUCGACUCGAAGUUAUGCCCGGUAGACAUGAGUACUUGGAGAGGCUUCUGCCAUACUUGAAGAAUCAGAGUGAGGAUUGCUUGUAUCUCAACGUUUAUGCGCCACACCAGAGUGACGGUCAAUCAAAUCCCCGAAGGUAUCCAGUGAUGGUUUUUAUCCACGGCGAGAGUUAUGAAUGGAACAGUGGAAAUUUCUACGAUGGCACUCUCCUGUCAUCAUAUGGCAACGUCGUAUUCGUGACCAUCAAUUUUCGACUUGGAAUUUUAGGCUUUUUGCGGCCGGGAACGAGCGACGAAACGACAAGCAAUUUUGGCCUUAUGGACCACAUUGCUGCACUUGUAUGGCUGAGGGAGAAUAUUGCUAAAUUCGGGGGCGAUCCAGACUGUGUUACGCUGGUGGGACAUGGCACUGGGGCUACUCUCGCUAAUUUACUUCUGAUAAGUCCUGUGGCCACUGAUCAGAAGAGGGAGGAAGGGGGACUGUUCAAGAGAGCGAUAUUGAUGUCCGGCUCCGCACUGAGUGCUGAUGCAAUUGGCCAAGCCCCGCUCCAGAUAACCAAACAGGUAGCGCAUGCAUUAAACUGUCCGGUAACUAGUGACAGCGAUCUCGCCGCAUGCCUGAGAAAUCGCGACGUUGAAUCACUACUGAACGUUAAAAUUCACAAGCCAAAAUACGUUCCGGCAUUUGCACCCCUCAUCGAUAAUGCCGUAAUACCGAAGAAGCCUCUGAAGUUAAUGGAAAAUACUCAGCUGUUUGGCAGGUUUGACUUGAUGUACGGUGUUACCGAGUCGGAGAAGUUUCACGUUUUAUCACCAGUUGCCAUGCUGCAAGGAAUGUCUGACAGUGAACGGGAUGACGUGCUGCGGGAGCACGCGAGGGCAACUUACGAGGUGGAACAGGACCUCGUACUCUCAAAAAUCCUCGAUCACUAUGGGGAUGGCGCCCUUGACGGAUAUUCCGACGCCUAUCGGAUGAUCAAUCGUAAUAUUGUACUCGAUGCAUUAUCUGAUAGUGGUACUGUUGCACCACUUGUUAUGAUGGGAAAGUUACAUGCUAAGGCCAAUCCCAAGAGCUACAUGUAUGUAUUCUCCCAUCCGAGGGCUAUGCCCAGUGUUUCUGGGGAUCGCCGAGAACAUACCGUUCAUGGAGAUGAGCUGCCGUACGUACUGGGGGUGCCCCUCGAGAGUGAAAAGUAUCAUCCACGUGGCCGUUACAACAUCGGCGAAUCACUUCUCUCCGAGGCCAUGAUGACCUGGUGGUGCAACUUUGCCUAUACGGGAAAUCCCAAUGCACCGAGACGUACAACGUAUAUGACAGAUGGACCCAAGGCUUGGAGGCAGUAUCAAGUGGACUGGCCUGAGUAUGACCUUGAGGGUGGGAGACACUUGAAUUUGACAAUUCCCCCAAAAGUUGGCCGUAAAUAUCGUUCAACUGAAAUGGAGUUCUGGAAUUCUGACCUACCAAGUGUAUUUCGCCUGAAGCCACCGGGUCCUCGUCCUGACAUUCUGGAUCGUGCCGACGGCAUUGGCAAGUACGCAAUUGUUAGCCCCUACGACUCACCCAAUGGCUCCAAUAUGAAAUAUACAACUGUCGUGCCGAACAAUCUUGAUAGGUACGGUUCAACGGACGAUGAGAAUGAUACACGGGGCAAGUUUCCUCAUUCCGGUGCUUCCGGAAAUUCCAAACAACAUAAAUCAUCAAGUGAUGAUGAAGGCUCACUGAGAGGGUCAUCAGCAAUAACGAUGGUCAUUGGUUUCGGCGUUGUGUUCCUCUUAAUAAACAUCACGGCAUUCUUCUUUCUUUAUCACAGACGACAGGGUAUGAAGAAUAAAGAGGCUGCUGCUAAGAAUACAAAGAGACGGCCAACUGUUCUUGAUGAUGGAGUUAAGAGAACGAAGCCAGAUAAGCGUCAGGUGAGUGCCACUGAAUUGGGAAAAAAAUGUGACAGCAAACCGGACAUCAACGAAGUCAUCAAGAGUGACAAGGCUUAUGACAAUAGCUCUAACUUCGGACGGAGAUCGAAAUUAUCCAGACAGAAUUCAAAUUCAACCAUUGAUACACACAUCAAAGUUAAAGAGUGGAUUCAACAGGAGAUUGUGCACAGAUGUUCACCGAGGUUUUUGCGUAAAACUCGGGAGACCCUACAGAAAGAGCACAAUGAUAAAAUAACAAGACAGCAAGAAAUUGAAGAAGAACAACUGCGAAACCUCGAAGAGGAGUUGUUGAGUAAAAAACCAGAGCCAAUAUACGAUGAAAGUCCUCUGAUCGUUAGGCCAGGUGGGAAGAAAUCAAAGGGGCCUAAAGUUUCGGUGGCAAUUGAUGCAACACCAGCAACCAGAACCGAAUCUAUUCUCAAUCAGAUACCAAUUGAAUUGGUCAAGGAUCUGGAAGUGUCUGAGGACCUCAGCCCAUACAUGGAUAACUACGUUGACGUACAGAUGACACCCCAAGUGGUUGUGAUUGAGCAUCAUCACUCCCGAAGUGAUCCAUUACCAAUGGAGACUGUCUUCAAAACCAUCAAACCGAAAUUCUCGACAAUGUCACGUACAUACGAAUCUGAUUCAGGAAGUGCCAGUAGUUUAUACGCAAAAAUAAAUCCAAAAUUGAAAUCCAGACUUCCUCGAUUUGAUCAGCCGGAAACUCCUGAGGAAGAGAUAUCAAACGAUACCUGUGACGGAUGUACAACCCAAGGACCGAUUGAUGAAAAUAUUUACGGCAGACUACCAAAGAUGACGACCUUUGGAACUCCUAACGAGGAUGUUAAUGUAACCUGCAGAGAGCCUACGGAACGUGAUGUUAUCAGCCCCGAGGAGGCACUCAAGACGAUCAAACGUCGUAAUUACCCGAAGGUCCUGCCAGAUAUCGAGAAGAGGCGGUCAUUGCCCGCUCCAAAUGUCCUCUAUUCAACGAAGACAUCUGGAAAUUCACUUAAAGACCAUCGACAAGGACCACAUCCGUCCUGUAUAACUGAAUACCCACCGGUCCCUCCACCUCGGAUAUUCGGAACAUCAAAGAGUUUAGAUCUCCCCGAAGAAGAUGAACCAGUCACAACAAAUCUUCACGUAGGACCUCUAUUGAAGAGACAAGACUCCAUAGGGAAGAGUCAAACUGACACGAGUUUUACAGACUCCACGGAUACAUUCCCAAUGGAGAAAUGCCAGUCCGAGAGAAGUAUUAUAGACUCCAUGGAGAGGGUUGCAAUGACUGCCCAAGAAGUUCUAUUGAAUCAUCGAGACGAAUACAUGGAGAUUCCUCUGAAUCCAAAAUGCCCAGUUCAUGGAAAACCUUUUAUAUUUCCUGAACCCGUUCCUACCCCGAGUACAAGUCGAUCUGCCGAUAAUUUAGAUCGCAGCAUUGGCAAUCCUCACUGGUAUGUUCAAUCAGUGAAUCCCACACCGUCAAAGGGUCUUCCAAACAUCUCACUUCCCGACGUCAGCAUUGGCAAUCCAAAUUGGUACAGAACCAUGAGAAAGCAGACAGAUCAAAAUCCCUUUUUCCAGUACGGAAAUCCCGAUGAUAUUCCACGGCAUCAAGUCCUGCUAAAUGAACCGAAAAUAGUAAUAACACCACGAAGAGACAUUCCUGGACAUAAUCCACCCUCACCGCAGCCUAAUCUAAGCCCAUACCCGAACAUUGCAGGACACUCCCAAGAAUCACAUUUAGAUAAUACAUCAAGGUCGAAUGAAGAAUGCUACAUGCCUCAGCAUUAUCCUGAGUCCUUUGAUCCUUCAUUCAAUCAGGGGGAUGAGCCACGUGAGCCGAUGAUUGUAAUCUCACCGACUAGCAGUGUCAAGCAACCAAAGAUCAUAAUCAAACCAACGACCAAUGUAACGAGGAAUCGUGAACGCACUAUACCCAAGGUAUCAGCUAUUCCAUACCCAGAAGUACAGCAUUUGCAGAAUAAUGAGAGAGAUACAAAGGGAGUGGAUGUUGGUAAAUCCAGUGAGAAGCCACCUAUUAAGAAGAAGCCAAAGGUCACGAGAAUACCGUCGUUCUCCAGGCGUAAAGAGGAGCAAUGCACAUCAGACAAAACAAACACCGGGAUUUACCCGGAAAAGGUGGAAAUUGUUCAACGGGUUAAUGCAGCACCAAGUAAAGUUUGUAUUCCAGUGAACAACGAUAAUAAAUCGUCUAUUCCGACGUUGAGAAAGGAGUCUGUCACUGUGGAAUCUUCUAGCUCCUCGGGCAAUUUGGAUUCUAAUACUAAUACUGUUAAGCGAAAGCCAGUUGAUAAAAAGUGAAUCGUUAAUGCGAGACUUCUAGACAAGUAUUAAUUUUAAUACAUUUCUUUUUUAUCUGAAUAUUUAUACACCGUUGAUGGUAACUAUUUUUUAUGCCAAUAUGAAGUGUUUCCUCAAGUGCCUAAACGCCAUUUUUCGACAUGUACAUAAUGAGAAUUUGGUAACGUUACGAGUGUUGGAUGAGUUAAAAGUUCGAAAUUUUUGAGACAGUUGGAUAAUUAGUUCGGGUUAUUUAUUUUCACCACGUGGAACACGCUGUUCCUCUAUUAGAUGUGAAUUAGUGGAGUGUAAUUUCGGGAAGAUGGAGAGAAAACUCAAUGUAAUGCAAGAAGAGGUAAAAGUUGAAUAUUUCAUUCGUAACUUUGUUUGCAUGCAGCCAACAAAAUUGGAAAUAAGUCUACCGUGGAGUUUAUAGAAAAAGUUUUGUUAUUAAAGGGGGAUAAAACACCCCAGUUUCCGCCGUUACGUUUAGCCUUUGAGAUUAAUACAAUGAAAUUUUUCAUUUUUAAUAACAAAAUGAUUAUCCACUGUGGUGUGAAGAAUAUUGAAGGAUGAGCUAUUGAACAACUUCGUGAUAAUUUAUAAUCACAAACUACCUACAAACAAAUUUUAAUAAGUUGGGAAAAAAAUUGUUUUAGAGGAAUUCAUGAGACCGUGUAAAAAUAUUAUGAACAUGAAAAAAAGUUAUUACCGUUGUGUUUAUUUGUGAUUGUAAAUUGUUUGGAAGCUCUUGUUCAAUGCUGAUGAACAGAAAUGAUUGAAUAAAGUGAAGGACGCAAAAAAUUUGCAGAGUUUUGUUACA
Molecule: messenger RNA, 6074 nt
Organism: Diachasmimorpha longicaudata
Lineage: Eukaryota; Metazoa; Arthropoda; Insecta; Hymenoptera; Braconidae
Exons: 13
Coding region: 680-5272 (1530 amino acids)
Biological process (GO): modulation of chemical synaptic transmission; neuron cell-cell adhesion; presynaptic membrane assembly
Cellular component (GO): cell surface; synapse; postsynaptic membrane
Molecular function (GO): signaling receptor activity; neurexin family protein binding
Source: RefSeq, a predicted model, not a curated record